AUGCUGGGACUUACAAAUGCUGUAUUUGCUAUGCGAGCGGCAGCAUUUUUCAACAAAGAACGCGAAGUUUAUUUUGAAAAAUCUGCACUCUGUUUGGCUACUAUCGGAGGUGACGUAGCUGCCGAGCGAUCUAACACUCCAGAAGUAUUUGUCUGUUCUGAUGCAGAUGCAAGCACUAAUUGUGGAUGUUUCACUCCACACGAGGUUACAGCAUUUCUGCAGGCAUCGUUAACCUAUCUGAAUGCCGCAGAAGACACUGAUCCUGACGAUACGAAUAAUCGUACUAGGGCAGUUACCUCAGCACUUUCCACAACAGUUCUACACUUCCCGUUCUACCGUGAGCCGGUUGCUCCAGAGCACAUUGAUUUGCUCGGGCAAAUUUUUCGCUGUAUUCUGCGAAACUGGUUCAUCACCCGUGACUCGACUUUGUCAUCCAGGGAUUGGUUAUUUUCUAUGGUGAAUGGGGUUCUCGGUCGUGUUUUGACCAAUUGUCCAAGCUUAUUUGAAGCCUACACUUCAAGUCUGCGAACUUUGUUGGAGGAGACGAUUUCGAUAACGAUUGGAGAAAAUUCGUUCAAGCCUUCCGUCCGUCAGAUUCUUAAUCGCUGGAAAACUCUAUCCUUAGCAAUCGAUUUUUUGUUAAACUGUAUGCCAUUCUCCAUUCAAUCGAAUCAGCAAGACUGUUACCGUGAUUUCGUCAGCGCGAUCCGUGAUUUACUAUCUCGAGAGAUUCCAAACAUGCAAUGGAUGCUCCUUGACAUAUUUCAAACUAUCGAACUUGAGUCAGAUGAGUUUGAUGCCGUUUGUGGCUUGUUAGUCGUGUGGAAUCAACUCUCACAGACCAUACAAACGUUUAGAAAACGCUACACGGUACUGCUUUUGCCUGGAACUGAAACUGACAGUACCAGUACCCCCAAUCAGGAGAUUGGAUUGGCAAGUGGUGAAGGCGAGUCGGUCACGGACGUUUCGGAUCCGAAUCCACACACACAUACCGCAUACUUUGACUCCAGCGGAUCAUGUUGUAUGCCAAGCUGGUCGGUUUUGGAGACCAAUCCAAAGGAUCUCAGUCAUGAAAAGUUAAAAAGUAAGCCAGCACAGACAUUUCUUUUCAGUUCUGUGAUGCGUCCCCCCCCCCGCAAAAAAACUUGCUUUGCUUCUGCUUUCAAACAAUCUACUCCGACGUGA
Echinostoma caproni is the source of this 1185-nucleotide messenger RNA. Lineage: Eukaryota; Metazoa; Platyhelminthes; Trematoda; Plagiorchiida; Echinostomatidae. The record is from the annotation of a GenBank genome assembly.